GAGACUCUGAGAUGACAUGAGAGAGAAGCCCAGCCAUCCUAGUAUUUCAGUUGAGCCCGAUUCCCACCCACCAGCUGAGCACAGGUAUAUGUGUGAUCACUAGCAAAAUGAGCAGAACUGGCUAGGUGAGCCCACCCCCUACUACAAAAUUAUGAGCACAUAAAAUGGUUAUUUUUUUGAGCAUUAAGCUUUAGGGUGGUUUGUUACACAGAAAUAGAAAAGCAGAAGUGUAAUAUGUUCUUGAAAAUAUAAGUUUUGCUGAAGGUUGUUGACUUUUCUUGGUCUGUUUUGACAGUUUUAGUCUUCAUCUGGCUUGCCAAUAUCAGGCAGUGUUGAAGACAGAAAAUAGUAAAGAGUAACUCUUCCUCUCCAAAAGCUCAUCUUACUGUGCCUUAACAGGAUGGGUUUCUUUGACGCUUGGGUGAUUGAGGUAAAUGUGAUUUCUCUGUGCUGAGUCUCUUCAGAGACACCUUGGGAGAGAGAGGAUUGCUUCCUUUGCUCAGGUCUGAUUUGUCUGUUGAAUUUCUCUCUGCCAGCCUUUAUUGUGGCUUUUCUUUAAAUCCCUCUCAGAAUUGAACUGGAUUUGGCCUAUGUCUGCCAAGUGAGACAAGAUGGAAUACCCUUUCUUCCUCACUUGAACUUAUUCUGUUGUACAGAAGUGACUGGAGGUAUCUUUUGGGGCUGAGACUGGAUCUAAGACCAGGAAUCACCUUUAUUUUAGAUGAUUCACAUAUUACCUAAGGAAAGAUAUAAUAUAGUGAGACUUUGCUUGUGCAGUUUAUUUUUCCCUCUUACAGACCAGAUUCCCUCCUAUUUAACUUUAAAUAUUGCAAUGUAGACUUUUUUUUCAUAGGUUUCUACUAGGGAAAAGAAUCAGUGAUCUAAAAAUAUUUUUUGAACAAACAUUUUGUUGGGUUAAAAUGCAUUUUUAUCUUAAAACCUACAUAAAGAUAGAUUUAAAAUAUUACAUAGCUUGAUUGGCUUCCAGAUUGGUGGAGUGAGGCCUCAGUGUAUUUUUCCUCUAAAACAACAAAAACAUGGGCAAAUCAACUAAAAUGAACCAUUUCAGAAUUCUGGCAAUUAACUGAAGCCAAAGAAUGAACUGAAAGUCAUCUGUCCAAGGGGAAAACUAUUGAACUUUGGGAAGACAGUGAGAUCUGUGAAUUUUAACUUGUGACUACUCCCAUUUUCCCUCCUUCCUCAGCGGCACAGCAAAAGCUGGCAGGAUUGCAGACAGUGGAGAGUUAUGACUGACUACUUUUGGAGACCCAUUAAAAGCACUAUCCGCAGAACACUGUUAAUAUUUUGUCACAACUUGCAGCUCCCUGGGAAAACUAUUUUCAGAGAAUGAUUGGCUUUUUUAUUUGACUCAGUGCUCAGCUCAGUUGCGGGGAAGAAAAAGCCCAUCCCAGGGCUUCCCUGAAACAAUAGCGACUGUUGGCAACAUCUCCACCACUUAAGGCUGUGAUUUCAGUUGGGGCACACAGGAGCCUGGCCAGGAACUUAAAAGAAAUCCUGGAGAAUUAGUCAACUAUAGGGAACUUUGAAAAGCAUCAGCAUAUUCCUGGGUAUAUAAAAGGCUGCACUAAGUGCAAGCUGUGCACACAUCUAGGAAAGACCUGGGGAAAGGAGAGGAUCACCUCUGGGUGAUCUUAAGCCUCAGGGCAAGCAGUAUGUGAAAGCUAGGGCUGUUUUAUAAGCUGCCUGAAGUUUGAAGAUGUGACUCCUCAACAAAGAUUCCAUUAGCGAAGGGUGAAAGAUGUAUAUAGGAAAGGCAUUUAAGAAAAUCUUUUGACCAGUCAUCGGUUGGUCACUAACUUAUACCAAUCCAGGUAUGACUCCUAGGAAGCCAGGCUUAAAAAUAAAAACAAGAGCUUAAGAAAAAAAUCCAGCAGAAAACUCAAGGGCCAUGAACUACAGGGAAUACAGAACCUACAGAAUUAAUUCACUAAAGUGCUAAACAAAGAAGCAGCACCAAGAAAAAUAAUAAUAAACCGUAGCGAAAAAUCUUCCUGGGGCAUUGCAAGGAAUUCUGUACCAGACUUGGUACACUAUCCAAAAUGAUCAGUUUUCAACAAAAAAUUCUUUGAGACAUGCAAGAAACAGGAAAAUGUACCACAUACACAGGAAAACAAACAAAAAACAGCCAACAGAAAAAUGUCCCUGUGGGAGCACAGAAUUGGACCUAACAGACGAAGACUUUAAGUCAGUUUUAUAAACAUGUUCAAGAAACUAAAUGAAACCUUGUCUAAAAAAUUAAACUAUGAGAUGAGAUCUUACCAAAGAGAAUGUCAAUAAACACAGAAAUUGAAAAAGAACCAUAUAGAAAUUGUGGAGUUUAAAAGUUGGUAACUGAAAUGAAAAAUUCACAAAGAACUAAUCAACUUGAAGGUAGUUCAGUAGAGAUUAUUCAGUGUGAGGAGUAGAAAGAAAAUAGAAAUGAACAGAACUUCAGGAAACCAAGUGUACCAACAUAAGCAUAAUGGAAGUUGUAGAAGGAGAAGAGCAAUGAAAGAGGCAGGAAGACUGUUUAAAGAAGGAAUGGCAGAAAACUUUCCAAACUUGCUAAAAAAUAUUAAUCUAUACGUUAAAGAAACUCACUGUGCUCCAAAUAGAAUAAGCCCAAAGUGUUUGACACUUAGACAUGUCAUAGUCAAAUUUACAAAAGUGAGAGAGCUCUUGAGAGCAACAAGGAAAAAGUAAUUUAUCAUAUAAAAGAAAUCUUCAGUAAGAUUAGUAGCUGCCUGUCAGAAACCACAGAGGGUAGAAGACUUUAUCCAAGUGUUGAAAGAAAAGUUCUGUAAACCAGGAUUUUGGUAUCUAGCUAAGGUCUUCUUUCAAGAUGAAGGACAAGUUAAGAUACUUGCAAAAAGAACAACAACCGGAGAACUUGUCCCUAGCAGACCUGAACUACAAGAAAUAUUAAGGGAAGUCUUACAAUUUGAAUUAAAAGGGUACUAAGCAGUAAACUCUAAUCCACACAAAGAAAGACCAAUAGUAAAGGUAAUUACAUAGGUAUUAUGAAAGACAUACUUAUAAAAACAUAUAAAUGCAUUUUUUUCUGUGUAAUUUUUUUCUUCUAUAUGUUCUAAAAGACAACUACUGCAUAAUGCCAUAGUGAUAAAACUGUGUUGAUGGGCUUAUAAAAAGUUGUAGUUUGAUUGCAAUAGUAGUCAAAAGAAAGGGAAGGGAAGUACAUUGGAGGAAAGUUUUUAAUUAUUAUUGAAAUUAAGUUAGUAUUAAUAUAGAUUAGAAUGUUUUAACUUAAAAUGCUAAUUGUAAUUUCCAAGUCAACCACUAAGAAAAUAACUCAAAAAAUUAUAGUGAAAGAAACAACAUGGGAAUGAAAAAGGCACACUGUAAAAUACCUAUUUAACACAAAAGAGGGCAGGAAUUGAGAAAUAGAAGAUAUUACACAGCCCAAAUAUGCCCAUAUGGAAUAGAGGUUAUAAUGUAUAAUUUCCACAUUAAAUAAUGUAUUUAUGUACUCUUUAAGAUAAUAGAGCAUGUUGGUUCAUAGAUCCUCUUAAGGGCUUCAUUUUAUGAUACCACCACACACCGAUAAGCUUUUUUAAGAUACAGUAUAAGAAAAAUGCACCAAAGUCUGUGUGAAAUGAUUCCAUUAACCCUAAGUUUUUAAAUUGUAGAUUUGUUUCUCUGGAGAUAAAACAGUAAUAUAUGGAAAUGAGAGAGACCCUUUAUUUUGUUUCUGAAAGUUUGGGUAUAGAAAAUUUAGUUCUUUCCCAUUCUCUAAAUAUAGAAAAGAAAAAAUGAGCAAACGGCAUUGGAGAACAGAGGAAAUCAUAGGGAAAAUGCAUCUGGAGAUAUAUUCAUAUAGGAGAGGGUUGUCAAAAAGAGAAAUGUUCUGGGCAGAAUAUUUCAGAAGUUGUAAGAGGUAUUUCUGUCUGCAUUUUCCAUAUAUUGUUGAUUUUGUUCUCUAUGGGUACCUAGCCCAGUGGAGAUGUGAUCUCAUAACAAAGCUUGUCCAUUGCAGUUUAGAGCUGCCAGAUUUAUAAUGUAUUACAUAUGCCUUCAGAAAAUAGAAUCCAUGUUUAGCUUUAUGGUGUGAAGAAAGUUUAAUUAUAUCAAACAAUAUAUGUAAUUUCCUUAUUAUAGGAAAAGUGACUGAAUUGAAUUUUCUUACUGAUUUAAACUAUCAUGUAAAAAUGAAAUUCUCAAUCUGUUUGCAGUCCCAGCCCAGUUGAAGAAUAUAGCACAGUUGCAUCACUAAUGAUGGCUCACUCAACUGGGAGCAUCUCUCUGGGUGAGAAUAAGCAAUAUUUUAAAAGUUCUCCAAGUAAUUCUGAUAUGGCAUACCUCCUUUCUGUUAUAAAUAACAAAUUUAAGUCAUGGGUUCCUAGAAUCAUACAGAAAUCAGUGUUUUUGAGAGAGUACAAUGAUUAAAAUUGAAUCUACUCUUGUGCAACUUUUGUUUUAAGCAAGGUCUACUGAAGCUUUCCUAUUCUUUUUUUCUGUUAUCUUAGCAGAGUUUUCAAGAAAUUUUUAUCCCUAGGUUUUUUUUUUAAACCAUAUUACCCAUUUUUAAAUGUACAUUCCAAUAGUUAAUUAUGUUUGUUGUUGUUCAACAGAUCUCUAGAAUUUUUUUCAUCCUGAAAAACUGCAACUCUACACCCAUUGAAGAGUAUCUCCCCUCACUCCCUCCCCUUAGCUUCUGAGACCAUCAUGCAGACAUCAGAGACUGGGUCGGACACAGGUUCGACAGUGACUUUACAGACAUCUGUGGCUAGUCAAGCAGCAGUGCCUACACAGGUGGUACAGCAAGUUCCAGUACAACAGCAGGUACAGCAGGUACAGACCGUGCAGCAGGUACAGCAUGUCUAUCCAGCUCAGGUUCAGUAUGUUGAAGGAAGUGAUCCCGUCUAUACCAAUGGAGCGAUCCGAACAACUACUUACCCUUACACAGAAACACAGAUGUACAGCCAAAACACUGGAGGGAAUUACUUUGACACUCAAGGGAGUUCUGCACAGGUGACUACCGUGGUCUCAUCCCAUAGUAUGGUGGGCACUGGUGGGAUCCAGAUGGGCGUCACAGGAGGACAGCUGAUCAGCAGCUCCGGAGGGACCUAUCUGAUUGGCAAUUCAAUGGAGAAUUCCGGUCACUCAGUGACACAUACCACUCGGGCCUCUCCUGCAACGAUUGAAAUGGCGAUUGAGACGCUGCAAAAGUCUGACGGUCUGUCCACUCACAGAAGUUCUCUUCUCAACAGCCAUCUCCAGUGGCUGUUGGACAAUUAUGAGACAGCAGAAGGAGUGAGCCUUCCCAGAAGCACUCUAUACAACCACUACCUACGACACUGUCAGGAACAUAAACUGGACCCAGUCAAUGCUGCUUCUUUUGGAAAACUAAUAAGGUCAAUUUUUAUGGGGCUACGAACCAGGAGAUUGGGAACUAGAGGAAACUCCAAGUACCAUUACUAUGGGAUUCGUGUCAAGCCAGAUUCCCCUCUUAAUCGUCUACAAGAAGACAUGCAGUAUAUGGCUAUGCGACAGCAACCCAUGCAACAGAAACAAAGGUACAAGCCUAUGCAGAAAGUGGAUGGGGUUGCAGAUGGUUUCACAGGAAGUGGUCAACAGACAGGCACAUCUGUUGAGCAAACUGUAAUUGCCCAAAGUCAACAUCAUCAACAGUUUUUAGAUGCAUCUCGAGCACUUCCAGAGUUUGGAGAAGUUGAAAUCUCUUCUCUGCCAGAUGGUACUACCUUUGAGGAUAUCAAGUCACUGCAGAGUCUUUAUCGAGAGCACUGUGAGGCAAUAUUGGACGUUGUUGUGAAUCUUCAAUUUAGCCUGAUAGAAAAAUUGUGGCAAACAUUCUGGCGCUAUUCUCCCUCUACUCCGACUGAUGGCACUACCAUUACUGAAUCAAGCAAUCUGAGUGAAAUAGAAAGUCGACUUCCGAAAGCAAAGCUGAUAACUCUGUGCAAACAUGAGUCUAUCCUGAAAUGGAUGUGUAACUGUGACCAUGGGAUGUACCAGGCUUUGGUGGAGAUUCUCAUCCCCGACGUCCUUAGACCUAUUCCUAGUGCCUUGACCCAAGCCAUUCGAAAUUUUGCAAAAAGCCUUGAAGGUUGGCUUUCCAAUGCCAUGAACAAUAUUCCACAGAGAAUGAUACAAACCAAGGUUGCCGCUGUAAGUGCCUUUGCCCAGACUCUGCGAAGAUACACGUCGCUCAAUCACCUGGCCCAGGCAGCUCGUGCAGUGCUUCAGAACACGUCUCAGAUCAACCAGAUGCUCAACGACCUCAACCGAGUCGACUUUGCCAAUGUCCAGGAGCAGGCCUCCUGGGUGUGCCAGUGUGAUGACAACAUGGUUCAGAGACUAGAAACAGACUUCAAGAUGACUCUUCAGCAGCAGAGCACCCUGGAGCAGUGGGCUGCGUGGCUUGACAAUGUGAUGAUGCAAGCACUGAAACCCUAUGAAGGAAGACCCAGUUUUCCUAAAGCUGCCAGGCAAUUUCUGCUAAAAUGGUCUUUCUACAGCUCGAUGGUUAUUCGGGACUUAACCUUACGCAGCGCUGCAAGCUUUGGCUCCUUCCACCUGAUCCGUCUACUCUACGACGAGUACAUGUUCUACUUAGUAGAACAUCGAGUUGCUCAGGCCACAGGAGAGACACCCAUAGCAGUCAUGGGCGAGACAUACCUUGUAGAUGAAAAAUAUACUCCUAUCAUGGAACUCUUUAUAAGCAAACUUCUAAAUUUUGGUGAUUUAAAUGCUGUGUCUCCUGGAAAUCUGGAUAAAGAUGAAGGCAGUGAAGUGGAAAGUGAGAUGGAUGAAGAACUAGAUGACUCUUCAGAACCUCAAGCCAAAAGAGAGAAAACCGAGCUGAACCAGGCAUUUCCAGUGGGCUGUAUGCAGCCUGUUCUUGAGAGUGGCGUGCAGCCAAGCCUCCUGAAUCCAAUUCACAGUGAGCACAUCGUCACGAGUACUCAGACUAUCAGACAGUGCAGCGCUACAGGAAAUACCUACACUGCAGUCUAACGAAUAUUAAAGCAUAUUUUUCCAGCUAACAUUAACCCUGUUGAUACUGGGCUUAAGUUGAAAAUUUAAUAAGCCUGAAGGUCGACUGUUGUCAAAUUCUAUCUGUGCUGAACAUUACAUUUUUGGAGUUGUGAAAUGGAAUGGGUGUAUGUAUUUUACCAGGUCCUUUUUUUUUUUUUUUUAACCUAAAAUAACUAUUUGCCUCUUAAUAAGAAGAGUUUUUUUUCCCCUUAGUUUCAGGUGUCAAGAAGGAUUUUUACAACACUUAAUGUCAAUGUUUUUGUUUUCUUAUAAUUAAAUAGUAAUUUACAUUUUUUGUAGCUUAAAAUAUUCUAUUGUUGAUUGUUAGUCUUGGUGUAUGAUUUCAUGUGUAAGUUUUUAAUUAGAUGCACUUCUGUGAAAUAUCAAAAGAAAUGAAUUUCUUUGAUUUACACUGGAGGCAUGCCCAUUUGGCAGCAGAUGCAUCAAAUUUGCUUUUGAAAGGUGCUUUUCAUUGGGCAGUACCACAAGACACUAUUUUGAUAACAUUUUGGUAUGGAAAGAGAAUACAGAGCAUUUUUAUUAUAGUGCUAGAGGGUUGGGAAGGUCAUCUAUUUUUCUCUGAAAAAAAUAUUGAGCUGUGCAUUUAUCAGUUCAGAGUAAAUGACAGAAUUGCAAGAGAUUAUGCUAAUAUGUACAUAAUUUGUGUACAUAAUUAUUAAACCAUGUUAAUGCAAGCUUCCGUUAAACAUUGAAUUUUAACUCUUAUUUGCAUACCAAUUCCUCUGUUUAAAGACUACUGAUUCUGUAUUUGGGACCACUGCACAGAUGCAUUCUGCUGUUGAGUGGGGCUGUUAUAGUUAGAUACUGAAGCUGAAAAAAAUGACUUGACUUUUUUUUUAAGUGUACAUGCUACUUAUGCUGAGCUGGAUAUACAGGAAACCAUUCCAUUUGGAUGACUUUCUUUUAUUCCAGGUCUUUUUCCUAAUAGUAGUUCAAUAUGCUGCUAUUAUAAAAGAAAAUUUAUAGAAUGCAAGGAAUGUAGCAACCUGCAUAUCAUUAUUUCCUUCAAAAAUAUUUCCUGGUUUCUAAAGUAUGUGGAUUUAAAUUUUAAACAGAACCUGAAGGCAGUGUAAAUGGCACACCACACUGCUGCUUAUCCCCAGUUCUGUAGGAUUUGGAUAGGUGGCUGGGUGGACCAAUGCCAUUGAAGAAUGUACAUCAGGGAUCACCGUACCUCGGCUAUUACAUGGUGCCUUAAAACAGAACUGAAGCUAAGGUUUAGUAAGGCUUAUUCUGUUCAUGUGAAUUCCUCUUCAAUCCAUUUGACAAGGUGUGCCUGUCAUUUUCAGAUUCCUGAAGUAAGGACAGGUUACAUGUUCUUCAAAGGAAAUUUAGGGCAAACAAAGCAAAACAGACAGACAAAAUCAAUUCUCUUAUUUGAGUGACCAUGAACGUAAUUUUUGUUCUUAGAACUGAAUAUUACUUGAUUACAAACCAGAUUGCUUAAGGGUGGGAAUAGCAGGCUAGUUUUAAUUACCAACUUGUUACCUAAAAUAAUAUAUGUUUUAGAUCAUUUUUAUCUAGUUAUACUUUAAGAAAGUUAACAAAAUAAGCAGGUACUUAUUGAAGUGCAUCUUUUCAGUCUAAGUGUUUGUGUGUCUCGGUAUAUGUGUGUCCACAUGCACACGCAUGUGCCUGUGGGCAGGAGUCAGCUACAAAGUUAGAAGGUGAGAUCCUAGAGAGGAUACACUCAUCCCCAUAUUAAUUUAUGUGAAAAGCCAAGGUUCUUUUAAGCAUUCAAAUUAUUAACAAACAAGCAGGCACAUCCAUUCAUUUAAAUAGCUGUAAAAAAGCUAAUCAGCAAAAAUAAAUGAAUACCUAAAGCCAAAAAAAAAAAGGGAAAGCACAAAAUUAUUUACAGAUUAUUAAUGAGGCCUAUAUUAAACUCAAGAUAUUUAUCUUUCCAGUUUUAUCGGGGUGGGGGGAGGGCGGGGGUGGAAGAAAGUGAGCCACUCUGUAAAGUUAAAAAUACCAAAUGGCUUAUCGGGUAAUGUGCAGUAUGUUCCCAGCUGCUGUUGCUCGAUUGCCUUAGACUACUCAAAUAACCGAGAUCAACAAAGCUUCUGAAGUAAACUUUAAAUGGUUUUCGGUGUAAUUUUUUAAACUGCUUCCAAUUUUGUAUUAUAUGACUCACUCAUGUAUUUGAAAGUCUUCACUAGCAUCUCAGCAUCCACUUCAUCUAAAAUUCAUUUAUAUGAUCAUCUUCUGUUUUUUUCUCCCAAAAAAGCAAUGAAUUUGCACCAUCACACACACACAAAGGCAAACAAAACAAAACACCUUAAGCUGCAAAGACCCUAUAUCAACAUCAUUGCGCAUUAGGAAAUGUUUACAGAUACAAUUAAAAUCAAAAAAUGAAAAAAAAAAAACCAUUCUUCAUUCGACUCUCCUGUCUGAAUUUUUUUCCCUUUCCUACUCCAGUCCACCAUCCCCUGAACUAUACUGUAUCUGUAUUGGGCCAAACAUAUUUACAGGUUUCAUCUUGUUGAUUGAGUGAUUUUAAAUGUGUUUAUUACCAUUGUUUAUUUUAAUGUUGGUAUAUUUGUGUCCUUAGAGGAAUCUGCUAAUAAUGGGCAAAUUUAGAUUAAUGAAAGUUAGGGACUGGGGACCCUCCAGGAUUCAACAUUUCUUCCAAUUGUUCAUGGUUUGUUCUACAUUAAGACAGAUUAAGAAUUAAUAAAUACUCCAUUUCAACUUGACUCACUAAAAAUAUCCCGAUCACUUUUAUGAACACAGUUAGGAAGAUUAAUUCUUUGUGACUAGGGUAGGUAGUUCUGACCAGUAGACAACAGCAUCCACAGUCUCUGCUACUUCCCCUUAUUUGUAAUCCACAGUAAGACACACACACUUACACAGUCACACACAAACGUCUUGAGCAAUUUUGGAUUUGAGUUGUGAAAUAAAUUAGAAAAUAAAAACAUCAUAUUUUAUACAUUUGGACAAAUUGGAGCAGUCAUAUCUAUUGAACAUUUUAUUUCCAUUGUUUUCACUCAUUCAAACUGACUUUUCUAAAUAAUAUAGACAUCAAUAUUCUCAGAGUAGACUUAUUGACAAGUGACAAGUGCACAUUCGAAGGACUUAGUAUUUCUUGACAUUGUAAUCACUUGUUAUGAAAAAUAUCUACACACACAAAGUGUUACAUAAGACUUUCAGUGAGGAAAAAUGUAAAGAAGGUAUGUUGGCUGUUUUUAAGUUUCAAGAAAGAUAUUUCUAUAAUAGGGUUGAGUAUCAUGGGUAUAGUUUCAUCUUCACAAAUAGUUUGAGAAUUAUACACAAAAGAUUUGAAAUUUUGAAGCCAGUGAACAAUAGGGUGAAAUGGGUGAAUUGUCUCCUUGGAACACAGGGCCCAAUUUUUAAAAUUUUCUUUGGAUAUCAAGAAGCUGGUUAUUUUUUCAGGAUUCUCAUCCAAACUAUGUUUGGACAGACUGUAUAAGUCUUACUGCCUUUUCAGAAAUCUGCUUUCUUUUUUGUGCUUUUUCCUGUACUGUAUAGCACGGUUCAUGCACCUCUCUUUAGAUGGUGUACUUUAAAAACAAAAGUAAAUUUUAGAAAAUGGUUUUUAACACUGCAUACCUAAAAUUAGUAGUGUGCAACAUUGACUGCCUUUGAUUUAUAGUAGACAAGUAAAAAUGAACACGUUCUUGUAGAAUGCUGUCAAAGUCAUUCAGGAAUGAAUACAGUUCCAUUAUCAUAAUCACGAACCUUUUUAUAUGAAUGCACUCUCUGGAAGUGCUAAGCGUGAUGCAUUUUCAAAUUUUAAAAAACUUUAGAUGAUAUAUUUGAAAUGUCUAAAAUAAUGCUGUGCUUGAAACAUCAGUGUAAAAGAAAAAAAAUGUGUGUCACUGUGAUGUUGGUCCUCCCUGUGUGGACACAAGUAGAAAGUCUAAAACUUUGGCAAGUCACCUUCCUGUACUAUUUGAGGCAGUGGUUAUAUACAACAAAUUGACCUUUGUUAUAACCUCCUUUCCCCCAAAUUCUUGGCGAAAAACUAACAACCAUCAAAGAACUGAAAUCAGAACUUGUGUUUUGUAUGAAACACCAGAAGCCAGGGGAGAGGAGUGCUGACAUGCAGUGCUGUUGAAAAUUGGGCUUGUCACUAGAUCAGAUCAACCUCCAUGUAUAUGGUUAGAACAAAUCAAUGAAUGGAAUUCUAGUAUUUCUGCAAGUUUGGUGAUUUUUUUAAAAACUGGAAUAGAAGCAUUAAUUCAGUGCUUAGUUCUAGUAUUAGAAAACCCCUUUGAUGUAAUGCCUUGUAUUAACCCUUUGAGCAUUGUAAGAUAUACAAUGGGGGACAAAAGCCUUUCAGAUCAUUUAUUUAGACUUAGACCGGUAAAAUAUACUCUAUAUCCAAAUGUCUAAUUAUGCUGUUAUUUUUAAGGGGGGGUAGGAAGAGAAAGUGUUUCCACGCUGAACACUUGCGUUUUAUAUACAACUCUUAAUUUUCUUCAAGAGGGCUUGAUAUAUUUAUUCCCAAAUAUUCACUGCCAUCUAAGUAAGUGUACUGUUUACAGAAAAAAAAAAUCAACUUUUCUAGCAUCACAUCAUGACUCUAGAAAAGGAGGACAAAUACAUGGGCCUGUAGACCUAUGUCAGAACUGAUCUCUGCACACUGAAAGUACCUAGAUUGCCUUUAAAAGGUAUGAUAAAGAAAGGGUUGCAUUUCUUUUUUUUUUUUUUUCCCAAAACAAAACAAAAGAUCUCAUUUAUUUAGCUGGACAGUUGUAAGUGAAGCCUUAGGAAGAAAUGAGUUGGAGCUGAUAAAGAAAAGCUGAACUCUUUGGGGGCAGGUAAGCAAUUUGGAGUUCGAUCUCUCAUAAAAUACCAUUUGGGAAUUUCAUACAGGGCAUAAUUUUAUCUAUGCUCCAAAACUUUAACACUUUGUUGAAAAAUUAUGUAUAGAUAGAAUGGAGAGCAAAGCACUUGAUUUUAAGCUCAUCUGUCGAGAUGCCAGGACUACUGCUUUUGGGAUCUGUAAAUGCCAGUGUGCUUACACUAUUGCUGAUUUUGUUCAAGGGACGCUGUCUGCGUGCACUUGACUCCCUUUGUCCCCCCGCAUGAAGGAACACGAGAGCAGUGUCCUCUGCAGGCGUGCUGGCACUGCCCCAGCCGGCGCAAGUAAAAGUGUAACCUAUUCCGAUGUCUGGUGGAAGGACAUCCAUAACAUAGUGCAAGUUUGCCGUAAACAUUGCUUUUUUUAGGCAGUUUAAGAAGUCAAACCAUGCAAAUUACUCAUGUGUUAACAUGCAAUACUCAAAGGGUUUUAAUUUAACUCUCUUCUUUUGAAUUCUUCACAAUGAUUUACUGUAAAUGCUUCUCAGUUUGCAUGCUCUGAUCAUUGCUGCUAGUGAUUUUAUGUGCCAGUAGACCUGAGUUUAGUUUACCAAUUUUACUUAAAUAGUAAAAGCCACUUACAAAGUGACUGCCUAGGGUUUUUUUUCUUUUGUUUGAAGUAACUAGUAAUAUGUCUUCUUUUCAAAACUGUGUUUUGUCUCUUUUAUUUGGUUCUGAUACUUAAUUCUUUUUUUCCCCUCUUUCCUUUGUUUUUAAAAUAAAUUAUGAUGUUGGGAUUGGAAGCCCUGAGUAAUGAAAUCUUUGGUAAGAAUUGUAUUAUGUAGCCCAAUAAUGAGGACAACAAAUGUUUGUUCAAAGAAUUAUGAUUCCGGGGAGGAAAGAAACAAAAUCUCCCAUUGACUGUUGAUAACCAAGUAAAUUUUUCCUUUAAUGAAUUAAUAGUUUGAACAAAUGAUUGCCUUGUUUCAACCUGCUAAACACAAUUUUAAACAAUCCAGUAACGGAGGUAUUGAAUUUCAUUCGUUUAAAAAGCAUCUUUUGUACCAAAGCAAAUUUUUUUUCUCUACUCAUCUCCAUUAUUGAUUGGGACUUAUGGUGGUGAGCAGUGCAUCGGUUACAGAAACUUUAAGUGAGUGCCUUGAGAAAACUUGGAAAUUUGUGCCUGGAGUGGUAAACUUUUAAUUAGGUUAAUUGUAGUGCUUACCAAUCAGUAAUUCUACUAUCAUUCAGGGCUUUCGUACCUUCUAGGUAAAACUUCUUUCAUUGUGUUUUUUUAAAAUACUGUAUUUUUUUUUAAGUGCCAUCAUUUAAAUUUCACUUAGUAAGUGGCAGAUUACAUUAUUCAGUCCCACAAGCACAGAAACAUAGUAACACUAGGAGAUAUUUGAACAUUUAUUUUACAAUCGACUGAAUAUAUUAUGUAAAUGAGGUAAGCAACUUUUGUAGAGAUUGUAUGUGUGAGAUAAUGUAAUGUUCUUUUCCAGUUUUUGGACUACAGUUGAAUAAACUUUUUAAUUAUUUAAAAACAUCUUUACCGAAUAACAUGUGAUGGUUUUUUGUAUAAUGUAUUUGAUUUUGUAAAUACGUAUUUCCUGAUGUGAUUUUUGUGAGAAAUGCUAAAUCUUUUAGUAUAUCAUGUCCUCUCAAAAUUGGCAGGAGCUAAAUAAUAGUUUGUGGGCGAUUUGUAUUGUGUACUGUACAAUAACUGGGGAACUUUUAUAAUUAUAAAAAUAUAUAUUAACUUUUAGUGUGUUGUUUAAACAAAUGACUGGAACAUACUAAAGAUAUUAGUAGGAUUUUUCUGAAUAUUUCAGACUUGAACUCAGGCUAGCUUUCUUGUGUUUUUCAAAACAAAAUGGUGUCUUGUCUUUUAAAAUCAAUAAAUUUGUUUCCUUGUUACAAAUACAUUUGAAAUGGCUUGAUUUUUUUUUGUCUCUUGACACUCAUUCGUUAGCUUAGAAACAAAAAUGUUUUUUUGUGUCAAAUAAAAUCGACAAUAUUUAUACAUGAACAGCACAAAAAAGAGAAAACAAAAUUAUAAGCCCAGCAGGGUACAAAUCUUACCCUCAAAGAAAAUUAGUGAUUGAGUGCUAUUUAAUUGCAGAAGCUGUCAACAUUUCCAUUGUAAAUCCAAAAUUCUGAAUGUUCAUAAUGUGUUUGUUUUAUGUCACUUCACAUUGAUAUUUGGCACCCAAGUUCCCUGCUUAGAUUGCAAAACUUACUAAAAUUCAUUUUAUUUUUCUUCUUUGAAUUAUGUAGUUACACCCAGGAAAAUUCACCCCAUAGUACAGAGUUACUUCUACAACAAAAAUAAUUGCCAUCUUAGCCCACAGAAACACCUAAAUAAUUCUUAUGUGGACAUUUAAUCUAAUAACAGAAAUGUAGCAAGUAAUGUUAUAUGAUAAAUAAGUGCAAGGAAGGUAGGCAGUUAUAGCCAAUAUCAGAGACAACGCUAUGGUAGAAAGAAAAUGAAUCUGACCAAGAUGGGCAUUUUUAUGUUCCAGCCAUGGCCACUUGUGAAAUGCUUGAAACUUUUUGUGCAACUAGAGUCCCUAGCUUCUAAUCUUAUUUUUGUACUUCUCUUGGAAUUCUGAGGUCC
This is a messenger RNA of Manis pentadactyla (Chinese pangolin), 14425 nucleotides long. RefSeq names its product regulatory factor X3 (gene RFX3). NCBI's taxonomy places the organism in Eukaryota, Metazoa, Chordata, Mammalia, Pholidota, Manidae. Gene Ontology annotation, biological process: regulation of transcription by RNA polymerase II. Bases 4684 to 6996 code for a protein of 770 amino acids. The record is from RefSeq and is a predicted model, not a curated record. Gene Ontology annotation, molecular function: RNA polymerase II cis-regulatory region sequence-specific DNA binding; DNA-binding transcription factor activity, RNA polymerase II-specific. Gene Ontology annotation, cellular component: nucleus. The transcript has 18 exons.